Echinops telfairi (small Madagascar hedgehog) is the source of this 957-nucleotide messenger RNA. RefSeq names its product olfactory receptor 51H1-like. The transcript has a single exon. Gene Ontology annotation, biological process: G protein-coupled receptor signaling pathway. The record is from RefSeq and is a predicted model, not a curated record. Gene Ontology annotation, cellular component: membrane. Bases 1 to 957 code for a protein of 318 amino acids. Lineage: Eukaryota; Metazoa; Chordata; Mammalia; Afrosoricida; Tenrecidae. Gene Ontology annotation, molecular function: G protein-coupled receptor activity; olfactory receptor activity.
AUGGCAGAUUAUAACCACUCCUCUUUCCAACAUCGUUACUUUGUCUUAACUGGAAUUCCAGGGCUUGAGCAAAAGUAUUACUGGAUGGCAUUCCCAUUGGGGGCUGUAUAUGUCAUUGCCUUAUUUGGCAAUGGCAUCAUCAUCUCUACUAUCAAAUCGGAAUUGUCCUUGCAUAUCCCUAUGUACUAUUUCCUGUGUAUGCUUGCAUUGGCAGACAUGGGACUUGCCCUGUGUACUCUGCCCUCGAUGCUGGGCAUAUUCUGGUUUAACUACAAGUUCAUUGCCUUUGAUGCCUGCCUUGUUCAGAUGUACUUCAUCCACACCUUCUCAGCCAUUGAAUCAGGGGUGCUAGUGGCCAUGGCCUUCGAUAGGGUUGUGGCAAUCUGGAACCCUCUUAGGUACAGCACCAUCCUAACCAAUAGGGUGGUAUGCAAAGUUGGGGCUGUCAUCUUGACGAGAGCAGUCUGCGUGGUCUUUCCGGUGCCUUUCCUCAUCAAAAGACUCCCUUUCUACCGGUCCAACAUCCUCUCCCACUCCUUCUGCCUCCAUCAAGAUGUCAUGCGUCUUGCCUGUGCCAGCACCCGAGUCAACAGUCUCUACGGCCUCAUUGCUGUCAUCUUCACUAAGGGUUCUGACUCCCUGUCCAUCCUUCUCUCCUAUGUGUUCAUCCUGCGAACAGUCAUGGCUAUUGCCUCCGGGGAGGGGCGGCUGAAGGCGCUCAACACUUGUGUUUCACACAUUUGUGCUGUACUCAUCUUCUAUGUGCCGCUCAUUGGGGUGUCUGUCAUUCACCGCUUUGGAAAGCAUCUUUCCCCGCUGACUCACGCUCUCAUGGCUAAUGCCUACCUUCUUGUACCCCCUGUGCUGAACCCCAUAGUCUACACUGUGAAGACCAAGGAAAUACGAAGAAAGAUCAUCCAGAUAUUUGUUCAUACCAAGGUGACUGCAGAGGGCUAG